Metarhizium acridum CQMa 102 is the source of this 1410-nucleotide messenger RNA. RefSeq lists its product as uncharacterized. The record is from RefSeq and is a predicted model, not a curated record. Gene Ontology annotation, molecular function: sarcosine oxidase activity; L-pipecolate oxidase activity; flavin adenine dinucleotide binding. NCBI's taxonomy places the organism in Eukaryota, Fungi, Ascomycota, Sordariomycetes, Hypocreales, Clavicipitaceae.
AUGCCAUCCUCCUUCCUCAUUGUCGGCUCUGGUGUCUUUGGCCUUAGCACCGCCUGGGCAAUCACAAAGAGGCCACAAUUUGCGAAGACCUCCAUUACAAUCCUUGACGAUACUGCUAACGGUCAAUUCCCCCCGGAUGACUGCGCCAGUGUCGAUUCCUCGAGAAUCAUAAGGGCCGAUUACGCUGACCCUCACUACACCGCCUUUGCGUCUGAGGCUCAGAAGGAAUGGAGGAAGCAAGGCGAUGAUGAUCUAGGAGGCCAAGGGCGUUAUACCGAGUCAGGCUUUGUCCUGACGGCAUAUGAACCCAAGGAACUCAAAGUUGGAACAAAGUCUGGAAUGGAUUAUACCAAGGAGAGUUGGAAGAAUUGCGUCGAGGUUGCUGCCAGGGACGGGUAUCCGGCAGACAGGAUCAAGGUCUUGGAGAACACCAAGGCCUUGAAUGAGUGCUUGGGAACCGAUACAUACCCCGGUGACUGGGGUUAUCUAAAUACAUUGUCCGGAUGGGCGGAUGCUGGACGGGGGAUGAAAUGGCUGUAUGAGCGGGUCAAGGCGACUGGGCGGGUGAAUUUUGUCAAUGCCAAAGUCGACUACCUGGCGAACGAAGGCGAUAGGGUCAUUGGCGCAAAGUUGACGGACGGCAGACUUGUUACCGGUGACGUUGUUCUAGUUGCUGCCGGAGCGUGGACGGCAUCUCUUGUCGACUUGAGAGGACGAGUUGAGGCGACGGGCCAUGUGCUGGGAUAUAUUGACAUCAGUGACGAAGAACUUGCCCUGCUCUCCAAACAACCCGUUGCCCUGAACCUGUCAUCCGGACUGUUCAUCAUCCCACCACAAGAGAAUAUUCUAAAAGUCGCUCGGCACAGCUUUGGCUACUUGAACCCGGUCACGGUCCAUAAUGCCUUGCCUCUGUCCCCAUCAUCGGAGAGACCUUCUUUUGUUACCUCUAGACCGUCAACGAGCCGGGACGGUGGUCUUGGCCGUCUGCCAGACGAGGCAGAUGCGGAUCUGCGACGUGGCCUUGCCAAGCUCUCUCCAAUCAAGGGUCUUGAAACGAGACGCUGGAGAGAAACUAGGCUGUGCUGGUAUUCUGAUACCAAGGAUGGCGAUUGGCUGGUUGACUGGCAUCCUGGAUGGAAGGGCCUGUUUAUUGCUACGGGAGAUAGUGGUCAUGGGUACAAGUUUUUGCCGAUAUUAGGUGACAAAGUGCUGGACUGUAUGCAGGGCCAAGGCGGUGCGCUUGGCGAUAAAUGGAAAUGGAAGAAUAUCGACGACGAGACUGUUGGCAAGGAAACGAAUGGGAAAUUCAAGGGACUUGUCACGAUGGACGGAAGUCGUGGAGGAGAUCCUGGCAUGGUGUUGGAGGAGGAAUUGGGGAAGAAAUCCGCUGCCAAGGCGGCAAAGCUAUAG